ACCCUAGGCCUAAACUUACGCCUCUCUACCCCCAUGACAUCUUUAUAUAUGACCCACACCCAAACAGCCAAACACACAUCAAAAAUCAUCUCUUAUCUAAUCUAGGGUUUCUUAUUCCUCAAUCAUCAUCUCCACCUAAAUUCCCCCCUAAUUAGAUCUAAAAAUCCAAAUCUAUAACUCCUUAAUCGUUCAUCAGCAUCAUCUCCGUCACAGAUCUAACGAAUCUCGCCCUAAUUUGUUCAAUUUCAAACAACAGAUCAACAUCUGUUUUAAUUUGUGAUUUUUUUGUGCAUAAUUUGAGACCGCAUAAGACGAAUUCAAUCAAUCCAACGCAAAAACUUCAUGAUUGAUUACCGAUCUAUACGUAUAUGAAUCUGUACAACAAACAAUCAUAAAUCGAAGAAGACGAAGGUGAAACGAGAGAGAUUGAUUACCGAUCUAUACGAAAAAUGUAUAAAUCGGUGGUGGCGGUUUACGAUGGGGAAAAGUUUAUCGGUGAUGUGGAGGCGUGUUUUGAUUAUGAUUUGAUGAAUAAGAAUGCGAAUUUGAAGGAUAAAAUCAGGAUUUCGUAUUAUUCAACACCGAGUGAGAGAUGUUCGCCACUUGCUGUUCUGUACACAAUCAGUACACCACCGUCUAGGGUUUGCUUGAAACUGGAGUCCAACAAUGUCAACGUGAACUCGCAAUUGAGUCUUUUGCACGCUACGUGUCUCGGAGAAAACAAGACUGCUGUUGUCUCACUUGGUGGAGAUGAACUGCACUUGGUGGCAAUGCGUUCUAGAAGAAACGACUUAUUUCCAUGUUUUUGGGGAUUUAUCAUUGCGCCAGGGCUUUAUGAGUCAUGCUUAGUUAUGCUGAACCUAAGAUGUUUGGGCAUCGUAUUUGACCUUGACGAGACUCUCAUAGUAGCCAAUACUUUGAGGUCAUUUGAGGAUCGAAUUGAAUCCUUACAAAGGAGACUAAGCUGUGAAGCUGACCCGGCACGUAUUGCUGGUAUGCUUUCCGAGAUUAAACGAUAUCAAGACGAUAGAAAUAUCUUAAAACAAUAUGCCGAAAGUGAUCAAGUUGUUGAAAAUGGCAAGUUAAUCAAAGCAGAGUCUGAGGUUGUCCCUGCUUUAUCAGACAAUCAUCAAACUGUUGUUCGCCCACUUAUAAGAUUGCGAGAGAAGAACAUCAUCCUCACCCGUAUCAACCCACUGAUUCGUGAUACAAGUGUUCUUGUGCGAUUGAGACCUGCAUGGGAAGAUCUUAGAAGCUACUUGAUUGCAAGAGGACGAAAGCGUUUUGAGGUUUAUGUUUGUACAAUGGCUGAAAGAGAUUAUGCUUUGGAAAUGUGGAGGCUUCUCGAUCCAGAUUCAAAUUUAAUAACCAUAAAAGAGUUGUCGAACCGUAUCGUGUGUGUGAAAUCCGGGUUGAAGAAAUCACUCUUUAAUGUUUUUCAAGAUGGGAACUGCCAUCCCAAAAUGGCAUUAGUUAUAGAUGAUCGUUUGAAAGUGUGGGAUGAGAGAGAUCAACCUCGUGUUCACGUCGUUCCUGCUUUUGCUCCAUAUUAUGCUCCUCAAGCUGAAGCAAACAGUGCUGUUCCUAUCCUUUGUGUUGCUAGAAAUGUUGCUUGCAGUGUCAGAGGUGGUUUUUUCAAGGACUUUGAUGAUAGCCUUCUGCAACGAAUCAAUGAAGUCGCAUAUGAAGAUGAAAUAAAAGAUAUUUUGCCUCCAGACGUCAGCAACUAUUUGGUUUCUGAGGAUGAUGCUUCUGCUUUAAAUGGGAACAAAGAACCACUUGGUUUUGAUGGGAUGGCCGAUGCUGAAGUAGAAAGAAGGUUAAAGGAGGCUAUAGCUUCAUCAACCAUUGCUCCAGUGAUGCCUAAGCUUGAAACUGUACUUAAAACAGCUUUCCAGUACAAUUCUACACCUGCACCACCUGCAUCAACGCCUAUUGUGCCACCAGGGCCAAUCGUCCAAUGCGCUAACAAGCAGCUGCUAUCUGUACUUGAACCAUUAACUCAAGUGAGCCAUCAAGAAACAAGUUUGCAUAGUUCUCCUGCAAGGGAAGAAGGUGAGGUGCCAGAAUCUGAACUCGACCCCGAUACAAGACGCAGGCUCCUCAUUUUACAACAUGGUAUGGAUAUGAGAGAACCAGCCACCAGUGAACCACCACAGUUUCCUGUAAGACCACCUCCAAUGCAAGUUUUAGCUCCUCGGGUCGAGCCACAUGGCGGGUGGAUUCCAUUGGGUGAAGACAUGGGUCCAAGACAGUUUAAUCGAAUAGCACCAUCUCCUAAAGAAUUUUCUUUGCAUUCUGAACAACCUAUGCAUAUUGACAAAAAACACUCUUUUCGUGCACCACCCUUUGGUCAAAAGGUGGAAGCUUCUAUACUGCCUGAUAGAGUUGUUGAAAAUAUGAGGCCACCUAAGGAGGUCCUUCAAAGAGACGAUAGGUUGAGGUUAAGCCAUUCACCUCCUGUUCACCCCUUGUUCCAAGGGGAGGAAAGCUCCUUGCGGCAUUCAUCAUCAAGCAAUGGGAAUAUGGAUAAUGAAACCGGCGGCAAUGAUACGUUUGCUGAAUCUCCUGCUGAAUAUCUACAUUAUAUUGCUUUUAAGUGUGGAACCAAGGCUGAGUUCAGGUUGGCUCUGGUCCCUGGCAUCAAACUGCAGUUCUCUGUUGAGGUAUGGUUCGCUGGAGAGAAAAUCGGUGAUGGAACUGGGAGCACGCGUAGGGAAGCUCAACACCAUGCUGCCGAGUCAUCUCUUAUGAAUUUGGCAGAUAAGUAUUUAGCGUGUCUAAAACCUGGAGAUGAGGGGGGGCUUAUAAAUGAUGGGAGUCCUUUUAGACAUCCGUCUUUGCUAAGGGAGGAAUCUACUUCACUUCCAAGUGCAUCAGUACCAGCAAAGCUAGAGAUUCCCAAGAAAAGCUCAAUUGAUGCACUUAAUGAACUAUGCACGAUUGAGGGUUUGCACAUGACUUUUCAACCUCAGCCUCAAGUUUUAACUGGUAUGGGUGUGAACAAUGAACUAUAUACACAGGUUGAAAUAGAUGGGGAUGUGUGGGGUAAGGGAGUUGGGAUGACAUUGGAUGAAGCUAAGAUGCAGGCUGCGGAAGCUGCUUUUCAAAAUCUGAAAGCAAAGAUUGGCCAAUUCCCUAAAAAACGUCAACUUUCUUCUAGAUCAUUUCAAGGAAUGCCAACGAAACGGUUUCGACCAGAGGACCCAAGAGUUAUGCAAAGAAUGGCAGCAUCAGCAAGAUACCCCAAGCACAACGCCUCUCUCGUUCCUUGACAAACUUGCAAAUAUCCUUGCUACAAAUUUCCAACCGUACCUUGGACAAGUUACAAAAUCUCCUUUCCUUCCUUGACAACUUACAAAAUUGGUCCAUAGAAUGGUUCUUUAUUAACAUUCCUUUACCAUGCUCGGCUUUGUUAAAUACCCAUCUGUGAAUGAACCACCCUUUCGAGCCAAGACCUUUUGGUUGUUUUUUGAACUUAGAUCCAUUGAGAUGGAGAAAGCAGAGAUUGUAUCUGACUUUGACUUGGAGCUUUAGUGGCCCAUCCUCUGUUUUUGGUCUCUUUUUGCCGCCAUGAUGGACGGAAAACCUCUUACCGCCAAUGCCUAAAACUGGGAUUGAGAAUCAAUACAGUUUCUUGGUUUGGGGUGAAGGAUGGCUGGUAUUGUUUGAGAUUUGGAAGCAACCGUCAUGCUGCCAAAGAUGAUUUUUAAGAUGAUGGUGCUGCAUGCAACUUUGUACUUUUGUAGUUGCUAAUGUCCAAUGUCAAAUGAUUUUUAUUCAUUUA
Molecule: messenger RNA, 3787 nt
Organism: Helianthus annuus (common sunflower)
Lineage: Eukaryota; Viridiplantae; Streptophyta; Magnoliopsida; Asterales; Asteraceae
Product: RNA polymerase II C-terminal domain phosphatase-like 1
Exons: 18
Coding region: 450-3275 (941 amino acids)
Molecular function (GO): RNA polymerase II CTD heptapeptide repeat phosphatase activity
Source: RefSeq, a predicted model, not a curated record